This is a messenger RNA of Etheostoma cragini (Arkansas darter), 3193 nucleotides long. Its product is annotated as TNF receptor-associated factor 2-like. Gene Ontology annotation, biological process: protein K63-linked ubiquitination; positive regulation of canonical NF-kappaB signal transduction; positive regulation of JNK cascade. The record is from RefSeq and is a predicted model, not a curated record. Gene Ontology annotation, molecular function: tumor necrosis factor receptor binding; ubiquitin-protein transferase activity; ubiquitin protein ligase binding. Gene Ontology annotation, cellular component: cytosol; plasma membrane signaling receptor complex; cytoplasmic side of plasma membrane. The coding region runs from base 321 to 2030 and encodes 569 amino acids. Lineage: Eukaryota; Metazoa; Chordata; Actinopteri; Perciformes; Percidae. The transcript has 11 exons.
CCCAGAUCCAGGGCAGCAGCCUGCUUCCUGAUAGUACUCGCCUAGAAUAGAUGCUCUUCUCUCGGGCUGCGGCGCCUAGCGGGAGACGGUGUGAUUUACAACCAAACACAGCAUCCUCUGCUGUCACAUAUAUCACAUCACAUGCAUGCUGUUAUUUGUCAGUGUAUAUGUAGCUCAGAUAUCGUUAUGCGUUUCUAACACUAACAGGAAUACAUAUAUUAUUAAAUUGUUAAAAAACGAUGGGUGGUUGCUGGCGACAGCUGUGGUUGCUGUCCUGAACACACCCCACUGAGUGCCUGUUAUAUUGUUCAAGGGGAAUAAUGGCUGCACAAGAACCGCCGUCACCACCAUCUUCCCUGGAAGGAAACAAGCCGGGCUUCCCAAAGAAAAUCCUGGCCAACAACCUUGAAGACAAGCAUCUGUGCAACUCGUGCCAGAAAGUGUUGAGGAGGCCCCUGCAGGCUCAGUGUGGUCACCGCUUUUGUUCCUUCUGUUUUAACAACACUGUGAGCUCAGGACCACAGAAAUGCAGUGCAUGCAUCAAAGAAGACUUGUUUGAGGAACCCACCUCCAUUCUCAAGCAAGGUGGUGCUUUCCCUGACAAUGCAGCUCGGAGAGAAGUGGAGGCCUUGGCGGCUGUCUGUCCCAACGAGGGAUGCACGUGGACGGGAACCAUCAAAGAGUUUGAGGCCAGCCACGAGGGCCACUGUGACUUCAUGAUCAUCCUGUGUCCCUCCUGCAAAGAGCUGAUGAGAGCCAACGAGCAGGAGCGCCACAACGAGAGGGAGUGUCCCGAGAGGACGCUCAACUGCAAAUACUGCAAAGAACCCUUCCUGCUGAAGAACAUCAAGGCUCAUGAUGAAAUCUGUCCAAAGUACCCGAUGAUUUGUGAAGGUUGUGCAAAGAAAAAGAUCCCCAGAGAAAAGUAUGUGGACCAUAUUAAGUUCUGCAGUAAAUUUAAAGCACCAUGCAGAUUUCAUGUUGUUGGCUGCGAUACGUCUGUGGAGAAAGAGAGGAUCCACGACCAUGAGCGUCAGUGUUCCUACGAGCACCUCAACCUGCUGCUGCAUUUCAUCAUGGGCAUCAAGGUGAGCCUGGAGAGCGUGCAGCCCCAGAGCCUGGAGGUGGCGGGCCAGCGUCUGCAGGAGCUGCACCAGUCCCUCAGGGAGCUGGAGCUGAAGAUGAGCCAGCUGGGCCGUGGCGCUGCACCCCCCGUGCAGGGGGCCGGCGCCCCCGCCCUGGCCACCUCCUUCAUGCCGCUGCCCAGCGCCGCUGCCGCCGCCCUGGAGCUGCAGCUGCACAGCGAGAAGACCAAGGUGGCCGAGCUGAGCCGGCGCUGCCAGGACCUGGAGCUCAAAGUCGGCACGUUCGAGAACAUCGUCUGCGUGCUCAACAGAGAGAUGGAGCGCUCCUGCGCCACCAUGGAGGCCUACAACCGCCAGCACCGGCAGGACCAGGACAAGAUCGAGAUCCUCAACAACAAGGUCCGUCAGCUGGAGAGGACGGUGAGCCUGAGGGACCUGUCCAUCGUGGAGAUGGAUGGGAAGAUGAGGGAGAUGUCUGCCGCCACAUACGACGGCAUCUUUGUCUGGAAGAUCUCUGAUUUCACCAAGAAGAGGCAGGACGCCGUGGCGGGCCGCGCCCCCGCCAUGUUCUCUCCUGCCUUUUAUACCAGUAAAUACGGCUACAAGAUGUGCCUGCGGAUCUACCUGAACGGCGAUGGGACGGGCCGCGGCACCCACCUGUCUCUGUUCUUCGUGGUGAUGAGAGGACACAGCGACGCGCUGCUCAAGUGGCCUUUCAAUCAGAAGGUCACCCUCAUGCUGCUGGACCAGAACAACAGGGAGCACAUCAUCGAUGCCUUCCGGCCCGACAUCUCGUCCUCGUCCUUCCAGAGGCCCGUCAGCGAUAUGAACAUCGCCAGCGGCUGCCCGCUCUUCUGUCCGCUCUCCAAGCUGGACUCUAAGAACUCGUACAUCCGCGACGACACCAUCUUCAUCAAGGCCAUCGUAGACCUCACUGGGCUCUAGCUUUGAACCGACCUACUUUUCACAGAAAAAGAAGUGCCUGUACCUUUUUUCUGUUCCUUGAGCCCACUCAGUUGUGACUAAGAAUGUUUCCUUUUGCAUACAUACAACUAGUGAAUGUUACAGUUUUACUUUCUUUAAAUAUAACUCCAAUGAGGUCACAAUAUCUUUUAUCUUUCGGAUGUUCAUCCAAACACAUCCAGCGUGUUUUUAACCCUCUCAACGAUACUGAAGGCUCUCUGUGCAUGAGAUGUUUCAGCAGGAAAAAUGCAGAUACAGUAUAUCAAACACUGGUUCAUGUUGAAGACCAGCAUUUGAUUUUUUUAUGAUUUUAGGAUCAAUAUAAAUAGCCAUAUGUGAUGCAACUGUAUUGACUUUGAUGAGACGUGUGCUGCUGUGGAAACCAUAUCUGAUUAUUAUAUAGAAACAUGUGAUGGUGCGUGUUGAGACGGUUUAAAAGCAUGUUGGCUGUGUGUGGAAGGGAUGCAGUGUGACCUCCGGAGGGCCCCAUGUGUCCUCCCUUCUUUCCUCUUCACAGUAAGUUGCUGUUGCACAUUAUGUACACUGCCGUUUGCAUGGAUGACUGUGGCCCUACGUACAGCAUGUGCUGCUUCCAGCUCUGGAUGGAUGUUUCAAACUUGCUCUCUCUUGUAAAAUGUGUUACCUGAUGGGGACGAGACUUUGUUUAUUCACAGCUGGUGAACAUAAAAGGGCUUCACAUUUCAUUUUCAUCCGCUUAACGUCACAUGAAGGCAAACAAACAGAUGUGUCUGCAGCUCGAUCUGUUGACCGGAUGUGACGGAGUCUUCUCCACUUGAGCCGGAUGAUGUGUCAGCUGCAUCAGCGACAUGGACUUUUAGGAAAUGCCACACUGCCUCACUGUUACUGCAACAGAACGAACAAUAUGUCAAUGUGAUGCACGUGUGUUCAAAUGACACUGAAACAGCUCAGUUUGAUUGAUUUACAUAUCUAUUGAAUGGAUCUCCGUAAAGCCCAUAUUGAGAUUAAGAUGAGGAGCGAUGACAUCAAACUGCAAUCUACCUGUUGUCUCUGCUACGUUGUUUGGACAGUAACUGUGUGUUAGUGAACUCUUUGUACUACCGGACAUUUGUUCCAUUUGUAUUUAAUUUUGUUUCAUUAAAGGUUUUAAGAUGUCCUUUAUGCAA